This is a messenger RNA of Verticillium dahliae VdLs.17, 384 nucleotides long. RefSeq lists its product as uncharacterized. The record is from RefSeq and is a predicted model, not a curated record. The transcript has 2 exons. Lineage: Eukaryota; Fungi; Ascomycota; Sordariomycetes; Glomerellales; Plectosphaerellaceae. The coding region runs from base 1 to 384 and encodes 127 amino acids.
AUGUCCAUUGCCGACAUCCCCUCCCCCCUGCCGACGUAUCUCUACAAGAUCAUCCCCACGGCGCCUCCCGCCACGCUUCCCCAAGAAUGGCCCCUCUCUGACCUUGACCGCAAAGACGGCUACAUCCACCUCAGCACGGCACGCCAGGUCCCCGUCACAGCGGGCCUCUUCUUCAAGGAGCACCAGUCGCUCUGGGUCCUCAAGCUGCGCCUGGCGAGCUUCGCGGCGGGGAACCUCCGCUGGGAGGCCGCCGGGUCGGACGUCUACCCGCACCUGUACGGGCAGAACUUUGGCGCGGCGGAGAUUGUCGACGCCCGGGAGCUGCGGCGCGGCGAGGCGCAGGUAUGGGGGAUUGCGCUGGAGGGGGAGGUCUGGCUCGAGUGA